Aspergillus nidulans FGSC A4 is the source of this 923-nucleotide messenger RNA. RefSeq names its product protein tim21 (gene tim21). Bases 153 to 755 code for a protein of 200 amino acids. Gene Ontology annotation, biological process: protein import into mitochondrial matrix. The transcript has 4 exons. Gene Ontology annotation, cellular component: mitochondrial membrane; mitochondrial inner membrane; TIM23 mitochondrial import inner membrane translocase complex. The record is from RefSeq and is a predicted model, not a curated record. NCBI's taxonomy places the organism in Eukaryota, Fungi, Ascomycota, Eurotiomycetes, Eurotiales, Aspergillaceae.
AUGCUUUAAAAUACCGCCAUACGAAACGUACGCUGAAACAGGGCGACUGGCCACUCCAUCAACUGUGAAGCGGGCGACCGCAGCUACCUCUACAGCCACCCUUGAACCCUACCUGCGAAGCCAUCCCGACGUUCUACAUCAAACCCCCCAAAAUGAGCCUCACUCACUUCCGACCCUCGCCCCUCCUCCGUCCGAGCCUCGUACUAUCUCAGCCACUAAUCCCCCGCACAUCCCAAAGCACCUACGCCACACACAGCGACCUCGGCCGAGGCUCCGCAUCCGCACCGCGACGAAGAAACGUCACCGUACUAUCAGAUGACGGCCGGUAUACAUGGAGCGAGCUGAGCGGUCGCGAGAAGGUUGCGCGAGCAACACAGCAGUCGAUCAACUUCGUGGUGGUGUUAGCCGGUGCUGCUCUUACGGUAAACACGAUCGCGAGUCGCAAAACAUGGCAAUUUGAGAAGGCUGUAGAGCGAAUCAAGAAUGAUGCGCGGUUUGCGAAUCUAAUUGCCGGCAGCACAACUAUCGAGAAAGAUCACCAAGGUCGCGAGCACAUGAGAAUGAACUUUCAUGUUUCGGGACCACGAAACUCGGGGACUGUUUUCGUACAUAUGGUGAAACCGACCGAUGCGAAUGAGUGGGAGUAUCGGCUUCUUGCAUUGGAAGUCAAAGGCUAUUCCCGCGUCGUCCUUGAAGAGCGCCAUGACCCUAAAGUCGGCGGCGAGGUGAAGAUAUUCGGCAUCCGGUGGCGGUAGGCAUCUGGCGUUAUCAUCAGGGCAUUAUGCCCCUUGUAUUAUAUGGCUGGUUUGGGACUUCGUUUCAUUCUUACUUAUGGGUCUAAGAUGAUAUCCCAAUGAAACAAUUUCCUAUAAAGUUGUACGAAGAACCAGCCUUAACUCGCCAAAAUAUCAGAUUAUUCCAAC